This is a messenger RNA of Blepharisma stoltei, 4666 nucleotides long. The record is from the annotation of a GenBank genome assembly. NCBI's taxonomy places the organism in Eukaryota, Ciliophora, Heterotrichea, Heterotrichida, Blepharismidae.
AUGACUAGAAUCUAUAGUGAUUGCACCAGACCUCAAGCUAGUAAAAAUUCUAACUCCCCCCUCUGUGAGCGAACAAAACCAUUAGUAAUCCCUAUUUUUUGCCCAAAAAACCCAUUCGGUGAGCCGAACAAAAAUUUUUUUUAUGAAAAAAUUUUUAGCUAAUUCUGCUUAAUUUAAAAUAAAUUGCAUUUUAAACCAUAAAUUUUACAAAUAAACUUAUUUUUUCUUCUCAUUUUUUACAAAUAAAAUUAAUUUUUCUCUUCUCAUUUUUUACAAAUUACAAUUUUUAUAUAAAUUUCGAAAAAAAAUUUUUUCUAUAAAAUUUAUAUAUAAAUUCUUUUAAAAGAAGAAUUAACCCCCUCCGUGAGCGAACAAGAUUGUUCGCUCACGGAGGGAGGAGUAAGCAAACCUCGAAAAUUCAAUUAUUUCUUAAGCCAAUUUUUGAACUUUUCUGAAUGCUUAAUCAUUCUAAAGGAUCAAUUAGAAAUUCAUUGUCAAAGCAGAAGGUUCAAGUCACUGUUGAAUGCUCGAUAUGAUGUCUUCAAAUGGCAAGCUUGCUGUGAAUGCAAAGUCUUAAUAUUAAAAAUUGAAGUAAUGACCUGGGAUUAUGAAAAAUGAUCGGAUACUUAAGACUAGACAACGCUUGUGCAGCUCUCGAAAUUAUUGAUACGUGUUUAUAUACUUCAAUUUUUUGAAUAUUCAGUAUUUUUUCAAUAACUAUAGCUUUAUUUUUUGCAAUUAGCUAUGCAAUAAAAAUACCAAAAACAGUAAUUUAUUUACUCGAGAAAUUUAUUUAUUUAUGGCAAACUUUAAUAUGCAUCCCUUCCAUACAGCUUCUUUCCAUCUUUAUAAAAUACAAUUUUUCGCACAAAAUGGAAGUUAAUGAAUAUGAAAAUAUCACUAGAUCUGCUGAUUUUGAAAUCCCUGCUCCUUGAAACGCGUGCUGUAUAUUAGCAAUUGGGAUGUGCUUUAUUAUAAUUAUAUUAAAUUCAAAAUUUUCUGGAGAAAUAAGACAUAGUUGAGCAAAAAAUAUUAUUACAGCAAAAGCUCAUUCAAAAAUCGACUUCCAUGCAGGAAUUUUAACAUUUUUACUCCCAGUCCUCGGCUCAAUAUUUGAUGAAGACUACAUUGUCUAUCUGCAGUUUUUUGCAAUGCUGAGUUCAUUUUUAUUGAUUUUAGAAUCAAUAAUGUAUCUACCAUAUUUUUGCUUAUAUAGCAACACAAUAGCACUCAUUAAGUUUUUUAUUUUAGCUUGGAUAGCUUUUAUUUUUAUUUUAGGGGAAUGACUUGAUAAUAUAUUAAUUAUCAAAAUAUUUGCAAUAUUUUUGUCACCAAUAAUAAUUAUUUUGGUUAUUAUUUAUACUAUUAGGCUGCAUAAAAGAAUAAAUAAAGGUAUCCCAAUGAGCAUAAUUGAAAUGAAAAAUAAAUAUGACUUACUCCUUGAGCGAAUAAAAAAUUUGUUCGCCAAAGAGGAUUAAUUUAUUUUAAAACAAAUAAUAUAAAAUUUUAUAGAAAUUUUUGUUUAAUAUCUAAAAAAUCCAUUAGUUUUCUAUAACAAUUAUUACGUAUAUAUCAAAUUAUUUUUCCAUAAAAAAUUAUUUUGUCGCUAACUGAGGGUGGUUUUACCCAAAAUAUAGAAAUUUUUCCAAUGGUUUUAUUCGUUCACGGAGGGGAAGUUAGAGAAAUCCCUUAGAUAUGAACUAUGCUCUCUUAAGGCUGAAAAUAAAGACCAAAUUAUUUAUAUUUUUGAAACUUUCUUUUCAGAAAAUAUUUUAUGAAGAGAUAAGCUUCAAGUGAUAUGGCUCGCAAACUAUUGUUUAUUUACUUUAAAAGAUGCCGGUCUAGCAAAAAUUAAAAUAUGUAAAUGUAAAACAGUUUCAGAUUGAGACUUGGAGGCGAAUUAUCAAGAAUAUUUAUGUUAUCGAGAAAUAAUGGAUUCGAAAUCAAAUGAAAGUGUUGCUUUUGAGUGCUAUCACAAUAAAUUAAAUGAAAUAAAAAAUAUCGACAGAGUACUUUGCAAAAAUCUAUCAAGUUUUUGAAAAGAAAUUGCUUCAAAGCAGCCUAAAUUUUCAAAAUUGAUUGACUCUAUUAACUCUAUAAGCAGAGACAUACAAUUUUUAAGCAAUGAGUAUAAAAAGCUGACAACUGACUUUCAUACAAGAGAAGGAUUAGAUCUUUAUUGCUCAUACUUGAAAAAUAUUAUCUAUGAUUAUGAAAAUUAUGACAAAGUCAGCUACUUAACGUUUAAUUAAUUAUAUUUCUUUAACCAGAAACGCCAACUAUCAUAUCACCUAUACGGCCUCCUGCUCCUGCUUUGGAUAACCUUUUAACCCUAUUCUGAAAAUCUCCUGGUAUUUGCUCUAAGUGAUCUUUCACUUCAGCGGAUCUGAUUUUAGUGAAUCCCUUCCAGAAACAACUGCGUCCGUCAGGCACGCUAAAGAUUCCAGUCUCUGCAGCCUGGGUGAAGUAGCACGCUUUUAUAAAUUUCGAUUUCCCUAGCUCUCCCCUUUAAAUUGGAGCAAAAUAUCGAUAAAUUUUUCCAUUUUUUGGGUACUUUAACCCAUUUUAAAAUUAGAAUAAACUCUUUUUAAUAUUGGAAUUUUAUUGAUGAAAAUAUUAUUUUUUAGGGAAUUAGUUUUGACCUAACUUAUUGGAAAAAGUACAUGUAAAAUGCUAAUUAAACAGUUUUUACUCUUAAUAGAUUAAUUUUAAUUAAUUCUUCAUUAAAAUAUUAAAAUUCAAAGUCUUGUCUCAAUUUUUAAUUUAAAAAUAAGAGAAAAAUUUCAUAUAGUAUAAAACAAUUAACGGCUCUUUCAAUUGAAACUGAAUUUUUGUUCAAUUUAAAGGGUGGAAAUAAGAGACAAACGUCCGAAGUUGAGCACAUUCAGGCAUAAUACCAUUAUUUCUGGUAUAAACUCGUUAGGUGAAGCCAAACCUCAUAAUCAAAAUGGCAAAUAAAGAAUUUCUAUUUUGAAAAACAAACUUUUAUGACGCCAUAUUUUGAUUAUUAACCAAGUAAGCUACAAAGUAAACUCUUUUGAAGGAUAUUAUUCAAACACUAUCAAGAAUAUGAGCUAUUUCGACUGCAAUAAUGGGAUUUUAAUUUUUUCUAACGAAGAAGAAAAUUUUGGGGAGGUUCUUUUUGCAAACCCGAAGGUUGCUGAAAGUUUUAACUUCCCUCUUAAAUCAAUUAUUGGAGACAAUAUAUUCAGUUUUAUACCUUUAUAUUAUAAAAAUUCUAUUACUGAAAAUAUAAAAAAAAUGCUUAAUUUUGGCUUGGACACAGAAAUAGAUUUAGGUGAAAGCUUUUUUUUAAUUUCACCAAAUAGUGACUUAUUAAAGUGCAUGGGAAAAGCCUUGCUUAGUUCACUUAAUAAUUAUCUAGCCACUAUAUUAGUUUUCAAAAUAAAUGACUAUGAGCAUCAAGCUGCGUUGAUUUCAGACAAUAAGACAAUUCUUUGCUAUACAAAAGGUUUCCCGCAAUUAGUUAGAAAGCCUAGUUAUAAGUUUAGAUUAACUCGAAAAGGAUUUAAAAGUCUCUAUUUCUGAUUUUCGGUUUCACAGUGUUUUUGCUGAGGGGCAGAGAACUACUAUCUUCUGUAGCUCCAAUCACAGGACGUCAGCUUUUUAACUUCAAACCUGAAAUGUUCGCAUGUCAGAUUGCUCUCAUUAUGAAGCCUCUUUUAUCUAAAGAAACUCCUUGUUGAAGCCGGUUAGGAAUCUAAUUUGACUCCUUUCGAGGCUACUGAAUAUUGCUGGGGAUCUUAAAAAUUGUGUUCAAUGUAUAAGGACCACGCCACUGAGAGACGGUUUGCUCACUUCUGGUCAUUUUAUUUAUGUAGUAAAACUAGUUAUAAUUUGACAGGAUUUCCUCUUACUCCCCAAUCAUUUAUCAAGCAACAAUUGAAAAAUCUUUAUUUUUUGAGAAAAAAAUCCAUGAACCUGUAAAAUUUUUUUAAUAUAUCAGCGAUAAUUUAUAAUAAAUCCCUAGCUAAUUCUGUUAGCAUUUUAACCAAUUCUUAUCCUAAAAAUAUUUGCAAAUGAAUUAGUUUUGAUUUUUGUGUUUUUUUGUAGGACUUUUAAAAAAAAUAAUAUAAAAUUCAUAUAUAAAUCUAGAAAAUAAUUUAACCUUGAUGGUCAAAAUUUUUUUCUCUCAAGAGAAGCUAGUAGAAUUUUUCCAGAUUUAGAAAAUGUUGAUCUGCAGCAACAUUCUCCUUAUUUUUUAUCUUUGCAUGAUGAAAUAAUUUUAGUUUUUUUGACAUCAAAUACAUUUGGAAUUAAAAUACCCUACAUUAUAUUUAUCAGCAACUAUGCAGAAUUCUCUGAAUGAAAAAUUAAAAAUUUUAAAGUAAACCUUGAUGAAGAAAAUCUAAUAGAAAAUAGUCCAAAAUUGUAUAACGCACUGAGGCCAUCAAAUUUUAACGAAAUCUCUUCAAAUUAUCAAGACGAAACUUAUGAAAAAAAUAUCGAUUGUGAAAAUGAUAUCCAAUUGACUAUAGACAAAACAAGAAGGUAUGAAAGCAAAUUGGCAUAUACAAAAGAUGAAGAUGAGCCUCAAAAAAACAAAAAUAUAGCCCCAAAUGCAUUUAUUCACAUGGUCAAAGUUUCAUCAAGAUCAAUAAAUGUGGUGCAUUUGGUAUUUGUGCUAGCAGUAAUAUUUAUAUAG